This is a messenger RNA of Mercurialis annua (annual mercury), 1448 nucleotides long. Its product is annotated as flavonol 3-sulfotransferase-like. The transcript has a single exon. The record is from RefSeq and is a predicted model, not a curated record. Gene Ontology annotation, biological process: sulfation. Gene Ontology annotation, molecular function: sulfotransferase activity. Gene Ontology annotation, cellular component: cytoplasm. The coding region runs from base 66 to 1256 and encodes 396 amino acids. NCBI's taxonomy places the organism in Eukaryota, Viridiplantae, Streptophyta, Magnoliopsida, Malpighiales, Euphorbiaceae.
CUCCAAUCAUCACUAAUAUUUUCAUCAGGAAAUUAAGUUUUUUUUCCUUCUUUUUUCAUUCCUAAAUGGAUAUUACUUGUGGAAGAGUAAUAAAUAUAGUUCCUAAAACUUUUGUGACAAACCAGUCCUCGAAAAUUAUAGCUACGCGUCCUAUGUUUGUUCCACAACUCGGUGGUUCUAAUUCUCAACGAACGACGUUGUCUAGCAUCAAUGCGCAAUUACGAAAGCCGGUUUUGCCUAAAGCACUGCCUCAAGUCCAGGAAGGCAAAGAAGCUGAAGGCCAACAAUUUUCAAUGCCACCAAUGAAAUAUGGCGAAUUUAUCGCAACUCUACCUACGCGAAAUGACUGGAAAUUCAUGCCUCUUCACUUGUACCAAGGUGCAUGGUACUUCACCAUUUACCUAGAUGCUGUUUUAGAAGCUCAAGAGAAGUUUCAAGCUCAACCUGACGACGUUGUCAUUUGUACAUACCCUAAAACCGGCACUACUUGGAUUAAGGCCUUAGUUUUCGCCCUAACUACACGCUCCCGCUACCCCAUUUCUGAGAGUCCUUUGUUGACAUCUACACCGCACGAUUUGGUUCCUUUUCUUGAAAUCGAAGCCUCUCAAAGUGAAACCUACACUCGUGACUCCGAAAAUCCACUCGUCGCUACUCAUAUUCCUUAUCAUUCCUUGCCAGAAUCUAUAGAGACACUGGGAUGCAAGAUUAUUUAUCUUUGCAGGGAUCCGAAGGAUGUCUUAGUAUCGAUGUGGCAUUUCUUCAGAAAAAGACUGCCCGAAGGAAUCGACAAAGAUGCGUAUCUUAGUAUGGAAGAUUCUUUCGAUUCGUUUUGUGAUGGAGCUGCAUUUAACGGACCAUAUUGGGAUCAUGUAGCUGGAUACUGGAAGGCUAGCCAAGAAAAUCCUGACAAGGUUUUGUUCAUUAAAUAUGAAGAUUUGAAAGAGGACAUCGUUCCGAAUGUUACGAAGCUGGCCGAGUUUCUUGGCUGCCCUUUUACUUCCGAAGAGGAAGAACAAGGCGUAGUUCAACAAAUUAUUGAUUUAUGCAGUUUCGAGAGUUUGAGCAAAUCAAAGGUGACUGAAGAAGGUAAUUACAGUUCAAAUUCACCUUUUGUCAUUAAGAACAGUUUAUUUUAUCGAAAGGGUGAGAAGGGAGACUGGAAAAACUAUUUCAGUGAAGAAAUGGGAGCUCGUUUGGAUCAAAUUAUUGAAGAGAAAUUGAGUGGAUCCGGCUUUUCAUUUCUUUCUCCGCAAUAAUUCAAGUGAUUGAUUUUUCAUAUGUUUUGAUAUGAGAAAAUAAAAAUGGCUAUGAAAAAGCUAUUGGAUUACCUUAUUGCAUAGCGUUUUGUGUAAUAUGCUUGUUUUGUUGUAUGGUUUUCUAGUUUGGUAUAUUUGUUGUAAAAAUGUAUUAUUUGAGUGAAAUACUAAUUUGUGUUUAUUUUAUAUUAA